Culicoides brevitarsis is the source of this 1574-nucleotide messenger RNA. RefSeq names its product p21-activated protein kinase-interacting protein 1-like. Gene Ontology annotation, molecular function: protein binding. The coding region runs from base 85 to 1527 and encodes 480 amino acids. Lineage: Eukaryota; Metazoa; Arthropoda; Insecta; Diptera; Ceratopogonidae. The record is from RefSeq and is a predicted model, not a curated record. The transcript has 2 exons.
AAACGCACGUGCUUAAGUCGAAUCGGUUUGACGGCAAGUAAAUAGAAAAAACAUUUGUUAAAACCUUUUUAAUAAAAACAGAUAAUGGAAGAGGUCUAUGAGGUCAUAGUUGGAAUUUAUGAGGGAUAUGUGUGUGGUUAUAAGUUGUUGGUUGACAAAACGUCAAAGAUACCAACUGUUCAGAUAUCUAAAACAUUUGCUGGUCCUCUGCACACACAAUCUGUUCGAGCAUUAGCGACAGGAAGUCAUUAUUUGGCAAGUGGCGGAGCUGAUGAUCGAGUUCGUGUGUAUGAUUUGAAAAAACGACAGGAAAUACGAGAGCUUUUACAUCAUUCAGGCACAGUGAACUCAGUAGUUUUUGUAGAUAAUGCAAACUAUUUGAUAACGGGUGGAGCAGAUGGCAAGAUUGCUUUUAUUAACACGAAAAAGUGGCAGCUCGACAAGGUUUGGGAAAAAGCUCAUAAAGGAGGAGUAACGUGCAUCAGCGUCCAUCCAGAAGAAAGUCUAGCGCUGUCUGUUGGAACGGACCUAGUUCUAAAAUCAUGGAAUUUGGUAAAUGGCCGCAACAUUUAUACGACGAAUUUAAAGAACAAAGCCCAAUACGGCGGAAAUGUCGAAAAUAUACGAUGGUCACCUAAUGGAGAUAAUUUUGCUAUUACGGGAGCAAGAUUUGUGGAAGUUUUUAGCCUGGACACAGGAAAUGUCAUCAAGUCUCACAAACUGGAAAAUCGUGUCACAGAUUUGUGUUGGAUAGGAGAUGCUGAUAUAUUAGUAGGACAAGACAGUGGCGAAAUGUUCUUUUUUAAUAUAGAAAAUGACGAAAGUAACACGAUUCCCGCUCACGACUCACGUCUAAAGGCCAUGUACUAUGUUGAAGGCUUAUUAGCUACCGUAUCUAGUGCUGGAGAUCUAAGUAUUUGGAACAUUUCGGAAGACUAUACAGAAAUAACUCAGUUGCGUGAAUACAGCUUAGAAUGCAGACCAACUUCUUUAUGUAUAAUAGAAACAUCUAAAUUAGGUUUGAGUAUUGAUAAUUAUGCUGAAGAUUAUACUAAACCUAAUAUAGAGCAUGAUACAGAUGCUGAGUAUAUGGUAAACAAAAGUACAGCAGAAGAAGACCGAGUCAUCAUUGAGUACGAAAAUGAGAUUCAACCCACAAUGAAAGGGAAACAAAAACACAAUUCAAAACGAAUGGAACAAAGCCAAGAGGAAGCAUUCAAACAAGAAGAAAAUUUUAAAGGUCAAAAUAAAUUAAAAGUGAUUGAGGAAAUGAAGUCAAAAGGCGACAUCGUGAAUUCCAAAAAAACUACAACUAAGAAAUCUAAAAAGAAAAAACUUUCAAAUCUAUCCUCCAUGGAUUUUGAAAUUACAGACGACAUUGAGGAUUGUAAUGACAAAAAAAGAACGUUGGAAAAAGAAAGCACGACCACAUCUUACAAAACAUCAGUUAAGCGAAAUACUAUGCUUAGCAAAUCAUUAACUAAAAAAUCUAAAACAAACUUUAAAAAACAACGAAAAAGUUUGUAGUCUCAAAUAAAUAUAAAACAAAAAAUAAAGAAUUUAAUGAUUUUAAU